Messenger RNA from Saxophila tyrrhenica, 600 nucleotides. RefSeq names its product 54S ribosomal protein L25, mitochondrial (gene MRPL25). The transcript has a single exon. Lineage: Eukaryota; Fungi; Ascomycota; Dothideomycetes; Mycosphaerellales; Extremaceae. Gene Ontology annotation, molecular function: structural constituent of ribosome. Bases 1 to 600 code for a protein of 199 amino acids. Gene Ontology annotation, cellular component: mitochondrial large ribosomal subunit. The record is from RefSeq and is a predicted model, not a curated record.
AUGGCAGCCAUGGAGUCCUCCAUCUCCCUUGCUCGAACGCUUGACCCCCGACUCCUCCGCUUCUUCACCCGAUUUCCACCACCAGCACUUCGAGGUCUCUCGCAAACACCACAAUCACCAUCCCCAGAAACAGUGCAAAUAGCAGAGAACACCUCCUCAAUGGACCCCAACGAGGGCGCCGCAACAUCCACAAUAACACCAACACCGAAUUCAUCACCCUCACCCUACCCCACUACCAACGACGGCCGCAAACACAACCCUUUCCUCCCCUUCCGCAACCCCAGUACGGGAAACUGGCACUCCCCCCACUACUCUCUCCGCCGACAAGCCGUGCUGUUCAAACUCGCGCAACAGCACAACGUCCUUCCUCUGAUGCCUCUAUCGCCAAAGCAUCCUGAGGUGAAAGCGACGAAGCGGUUAGAGCAAGGACUAAGAGUGAAGGGGACGGGAGAGGGACAGAAAGUCAAGGGGAAAUUGUGGGAGCGGACAUUGCAGGGACGCUUGGAGGCGAGGAGGAAGGCGAUGGAGGGGAUGCCGGAGAUGGUACGGCAGUGGAAGGAGAGGGGUCAUGGCAGAGGGUGGAAGAAGUGGCCGAGGUGA